ACGAGCAGAUAAGCUGCGAGAGCGAAGCACUCGGUCCACCACAGUCGACCAAUAACGAAUUUACAAGCCGUGGUAUCGUGGCCGAGCGUUAACAACACUCUUAAUGGCUCUCCUAAAGUGUCCGCGUAUACGCCAAGGGCUCGCGGCCGUCCUCCUGAUUGUAUCGAUGACUCGUGCAGCUGCCACUCAGAAUUCGGAAAUGGCCAGCAUCAUGCAUCGUCCAAUACGGGCGAUCUCCUAUCCGUCGAGUAGCAACAUGGGCAUAUUCUUUGCCUUGGCCGUGCCCCUCGAGGAUCCCCUCAAGUCCGUCUCGCUGUCGUACUUCUUCGAGGCCAAUUACGGACUGCCGUCAACGCAAACGCUUUCGGCAUGGAGGAGGAGGAGGGCGGUGAGGAGGGCGGUGUGGAGGGUGGUGAAGAGGGUGGUGAUGAGGGUGGUGAGGAGGAAGUGCUCGAGGAGGAGGAGGAGGAGGAGGAGGGUGGAUAAGGGGAGAAGAAGCAUCGACCGCUCGACCGUUUAUGCCGUUCUUCAGAGCAAAUUUGAGAGCGCCGGAUUCCCAGGACAUGAGUGCUUGCUGCGAUCGAUCUGCGAGGCCUCGGAAUAUCCACUCGAACACAACGGCAUGCUGGGGGACAUCUUCCACAUUGUUUUCUCACCAUCUAGUUCGAGGCCAGAGGAUCACCUGCCGGAUGGGAUUAUCGAAGCCGAGCUGAAGGGACGUAAUGGAACCUGUUUCGAUUACUAUAUGCUCUGUCCCCUCGGUCUUUUCGACUUGAUUGGAAUCCUCCGGUGAGACCUUGUAUUGACACUCCGAGGCUUAGUUGCUCAUUCAAAUCUACAUUCACAAGACUAAUGUAUCCAUGCAUUAUAUACUUUGUACAUUAACUGCAAUUAAUAAAGUUCACAUUAUUUUGCGCAUUAAUUUUCUUAUCCGUUCAUACGGAACUUGAAGUUUCCAGCAGCACCUGUCGACAAGCUGCUAUUUGGUGGCCGAUUUAUUAAUAUUACAAAUUGAUAUCGAAUAGAC
Messenger RNA from Ceratosolen solmsi marchali, 1027 nucleotides. RefSeq lists its product as uncharacterized. Lineage: Eukaryota; Metazoa; Arthropoda; Insecta; Hymenoptera; Agaonidae. The record is from RefSeq and is a predicted model, not a curated record.